Molecule: messenger RNA, 1655 nt
Organism: Drosophila pseudoobscura
Lineage: Eukaryota; Metazoa; Arthropoda; Insecta; Diptera; Drosophilidae
Product: estradiol 17-beta-dehydrogenase 11
Exons: 9
Coding region: 247-1527 (426 amino acids)
Cellular component (GO): lipid droplet
Molecular function (GO): oxidoreductase activity, acting on the CH-OH group of donors, NAD or NADP as acceptor
Source: RefSeq, a predicted model, not a curated record
UUUUGUGUUCCUUGUUCUGCCAGCUUCCCACUGCGCAGGCGACCGAAACGUCAGAAAAGCCACAAAGGCAACGCAAAAAGCAGUCGAAAAAUAUAAAUAAGCGAAAAGCUAAAAUAAAACGAGACAGACACAAAAAGAAUGCCCGAAAGUCAUACGUAAAACGAUUAGCAUAUUUUGUGUCUUGUUUCAGAGUGAACUAAAUCUAACAAAAAUAAUCCAAUAUAAAAGUGCAAAAAUCUGUGAAAAAUGGUGAAGAACAAUAACAAUCUAAUGGCUGAAGAUCUACCCAAUGGCAAUGGUCUGCCGAAUGGAAAUGCAAAUGGACAUGGUAUCCCCAAUGGACACGGCCUGUCCAAUGGCAAUGGUGUGGUCCAUGCUGGCCAGGAAUCAGUAGCACCUCCUGCCACUGGCUGGCGUCAGACCCUAUGGAAUAGCUGGGAUGCCUUUGCGGAUGUGGCCUGGUUCAUCAUCUGCUGCGUGGGAUUCAUUCUUCAGGACCUCUACUACAUUGUCUUUGGCUAUCCCGAAAAGGAGCUGAAGACAGACAUUGCCCUGAUCACCGGUGGUGGCAAUGGCCUGGGUCGCCUGCUGGCCGAGAGGCUCGGAAAGAUGGGCACCAAAGUCAUUAUCUGGGACAUCAAUAAGAAGGGCAUUGCGGAAACAGUUGAGAUCGUCGAAGAGGCGGGCGGUUACUGCAAGGGCUAUGUGGUCGAUAUAUCGAAGAAGGAAGAGGUCUAUAAGGCGGCCGAUGUCAUCAGAGAAGAAGUCGGUGAUAUUACUUUGCUGAUCAACAAUGCGGGCGUUGUCUCUGGGCUGCAUCUACUGGAUACACCUGAUCAUCUGAUUGAGCGCUCGUUCAAUGUGAAUGUUAUGGCACACUUUUGGACGACAAAAGCGUUUCUGCCCAAAAUGAUUGAGAAUGAUCGAGGACACAUUGCCACAAUUGCCUCGCUGGCCGGCCAUGUGGGCAUUAGCAAAUUGGUCGAUUACUGUGCCAGUAAAUUUGCUGCGGUUGGCUUCGAUGAAGCACUGCGGCUGGAGCUGGAAGUCCUUGGCCAUACGAACAUACGAACCACCUGCAUUUGUCCGUUCUUCAUUCAGGCGACUGGCAUGUUCGACGAUGUGAAUGCCAGAUGGGUCCCCACUUUGAAUCCCAACGAUGUGGCCGAUCGUGUCAUUUCUGCCAUCAGGAAGAACGAGAAGCUUGCCGUAAUACCUGGCUUCCUGAAGGCCCUGCUCUCACUCAAAUGGACCUUCCCCUGGGGCUGUGUGGGUGGUUUGCUGCGACGCCUAGUGCCCGAUGCCUCGCCCCAAGGUCUGCCCAGCUCCAUUGGUGCCACCGCCACCGCCACUUCUGCCUCUGCCUCUGCCUCGCCAGUGAACGCCAAGUCAAAGUCUAGUAUUGCCACAACCACCGCCGCGGAUAUGGCCGCCCUGGAUGCGGAGCUGAGCAGCGUUACCCUGCCGGCGAAGCCACCCUCGAUGCUGAUCCAGCGUACACCUUCGCUGGGGGAGCGAGUCCUCUAAACAGGGAAUCCACAGAGUACCCCAGAAGCCCACAACACAACCCCCUCCCCCGCCAAAUCCAAGUUUUUUUUUGCCUGUUGUGUGUGCAUUUUAUGAGCGUUACCGCGUUAUGGAGUUACGAGCAUGUG